CGCGAAACUGCGAUACACGCCCGCCCGCCAUGAUAAACGCCGUGCUCGUCUUCAAUAACGCGGGCCAGCCGCGGCUGACCAAGUUCUACACUCAGUUGGAAACCAGCGUGCAGCAGCGCCUGAUAUCAGAGAUCUUCACCCUCGUCUCCAACCGCCCAAACUCAGCAUGUAAUUUCUUGCCCCUACCUCCCCUCCUCGCCAACAGUAGCAAAUCCUCCACCCCCACCACCCCGCACAACGACACGCCCUCGCUCGUAACUUACCGCCACUAUGCAACCCUCUACUUCAUCAUAAUAUCAACGUCCACCGAAUCGCCUCUCGCUCUCCUCGACCUCAUCCAAGUCUUCGUCCAGGCGCUCGACGGCCUCUUCGAAAAUGUGUGCGAACUGGACCUUAUCUUCAAUUUCGAAACACUACAUGCGACGCUCGGAGAGCUAAUCGUCGGAGGCGUAGUGGUAGAGACGCAGCUUGAUAAGGUGAUCGAGGGUGUCAAGGCACAAGGGACGGUGGCGAAGAGGCCAGUUAACGAGGGCAAGAGCGGCAUGAGUUUUGGAGGGUUUGGGAGGGGCGAUGGAGUUUGGGCUGGGAGGUGAAGGAGAAGGCAAAUGGGUACAAUACAAGUCGGCACUUGGUGUCCUGCCUGCUGCGGGAAUUCCACUUGUGACCGUAAAGAAAUCUCAAGAAUCAGAGCCGGGACGGUCGAGUCUGCCGAGCAAAGUGCUCAAACUACUAGGAGGCCGGGGCACGGCUAAGGUUCGUUAUCGACGAGACCGCUUCCAAUGUCCCAUGGCCCUUUGGCAGGUAGAGAGUAAGGCACAGCUUCGGCUAUAUGCUGCUGUAUCCAAAUGACAAGGAGGCGCUGGAGAUAUCUCCUUGGCUGGGAUUGUUCACGGUCGUAUCGUGCUUACCUCUGGGAAUCCAAGCAACUGCUACCUCCGCUCCUUACCGCACUGUAAUCAGCAAUCCACAAGCGUUACAACACCGUGGCUUACAC
Trematosphaeria pertusa is the source of this 994-nucleotide messenger RNA. Its product is annotated as Adaptor protein complex sigma subunit. NCBI's taxonomy places the organism in Eukaryota, Fungi, Ascomycota, Dothideomycetes, Pleosporales, Trematosphaeriaceae. Gene Ontology annotation, biological process: protein transport; vesicle-mediated transport. The record is from RefSeq and is a predicted model, not a curated record. The transcript is spliced from 3 exons. The coding region runs from base 30 to 593 and encodes 187 amino acids. Gene Ontology annotation, cellular component: intracellular membrane-bounded organelle.